Menidia menidia (Atlantic silverside) is the source of this 1629-nucleotide messenger RNA. The record is from the annotation of a GenBank genome assembly. NCBI's taxonomy places the organism in Eukaryota, Metazoa, Chordata, Actinopteri, Atheriniformes, Atherinopsidae.
AUGCAGCACUGCCUAACACUGACCCUUGCUCGACACAGCAGGCUUCUUUUGAGAAAUAAAAUAACAUCGGUGUCCUACCAGCGGUCAGCAGCCAUGUCGGGUCUACUCAUCAACCAACCCAAAUACGCUUGGCUGAAAGAGCUUGGCUUGUCUGAGGACAACCACGGCGUCUACAACGGAAGUUGGGGGGGCAGCGGCGAGGUCAUCACAUCUUACUGCCCUGCCAACAACGAGCCCAUCGCCAGGGUUACGCAGGCCACUUUGGCAGAGUAUGAAGAAACUGUCCAGAAGGCCAGGGAAGCCUGGAAGCUGUGGGCAGAUAUUCCAGCCCCGAAACGAGGAGAGAUUGUAAGGCAGAUUGGAGAUGCCUUAAGGAAGAAGAUCAAAGUGCUUGGAAGCCUAGUUUCUCUUGAAAUGGGCAAGAUUUACGUGGAGGGAGUGGGGGAAGUUCAAGAGUAUGUUGACGUCUGCGAUUAUGCUGUCGGUCUGUCUAGAAUGAUUGGCGGGCCCGUCCUUCCCUCUGAAAGGCCCGGCCACGCCCUCAUCGAACAGUGGAACCCUGUUGGCCUGGUCGGCAUCAUCACCGCCUUUAACUUCCCCGUGGCCGUCUACGGCUGGAACAACGCCAUCGCUCUCACCUGCGGCAAUGUCUGCCUGUGGAAAGGUGCCCCGACCACUCCCCUCACCAGCGUGGCGGUCACUAAAAUAGUGGCCGAGGUGCUCGAGCAGAACAACCUGCCCGGCGCCAUCUGCUCCAUGACCUGCGGCGGCGCCGAUGUCGGCACGGCUAUGGCCAAGGACGAGCGCGUGGACCUGGUGUCCUUCACCGGCAGCACCCACGUGGGCAAGACGGUGGCCAUGAUGGUCCAGGAGAGGUUUGGACGCAAGCUGCUGGAGCUGGGCGGAAACAACGCCAUCAUCGUCUUUGAGGACGCGGACCUGAACCUCGUGGUGCCCUCGGCGGUCUUCGCCUCCGUCGGAACGGCGGGCCAGCGUUGCACCACCACCAGGAGGCUGAUGCUGCACGAGAGCGUGCACGACGCGGUGGUGGAGAGGAUCGCCAAGGCCUACAAGCAGGUCCGCAUCGGGGACCCCUGGGACCCCAGCACCCUCUACGGACCCCUGCACACCAAACAAGCCGUGGAGCAGUACCUGGCUGCCAUCGAGCAGGCCAAGCAGCAGGGGGGCACGCUCGUCUGUGGCGGGAAGGUGAUGGACCGCCCCGGGAACUACGUGGAACCCACCAUCAUAACGGGCCUGGCCCACGACGCGCCCAUCGUCCACACCGAGACCUUUGUCCCCAUUCUCUACGUCCUGAAGUUCAAGACGGAGGAGGAGGCCUUCGCCUGGAACAACGAAGUCCAGCAGGGCCUGUCCAGCAGCAUCUUCACCAAAGACCUGGGAAGAGUUUUCCGCUGGCUGGGCCCCAAAGGCUCCGAUUGCGGCAUCGUGAAUGUCAACAUCCCCACAAGUGGCGCCGAGAUCGGAGGAGCCUUCGGUGGGGAGAAACACACGGGGGGUGGAAGAGAGUCGGGCAGUGACUCCUGGAAGCAGUACAUGAGGCGUUCAACGUGCACAAUAAAUUACAGCAAGGACCUUCCUCUGGCCCAGGGCAUCAAAUUCGAGUGA